AUGACCUUGACGCUCUAUGGAGUGAAGAGAGAGAAGGAGAAAAGGGAUGGGGCUAAGAGAAUCAUUCGGGCCUGGAGGCAGCUCGUAUUGCCCUACGGCACCUCCGUGGUAAUCAUGCAGCACCCAGCCCACUGGGAUUCUGCAAUUCUGCACCUCCGAACGGCCCCCAAGGAGCCGCGUGAGAGAGCCGCUGAUUGGCUGUAUGCAGGCGCUGGGCUUGCGAUCGACCUGUUGGUGCAUUACGGUGCAUUUCAGCCGCUCAAGGCUUCGCAGGGCCAAGGCGCCAAGGUGUGA
Molecule: messenger RNA, 294 nt
Organism: Penicillium canariense
Lineage: Eukaryota; Fungi; Ascomycota; Eurotiomycetes; Eurotiales; Aspergillaceae
Exons: 1
Coding region: 1-294 (97 amino acids)
Source: RefSeq, a predicted model, not a curated record